This is a messenger RNA of Uloborus diversus, 7820 nucleotides long. Its product is annotated as repetitive organellar protein-like. Lineage: Eukaryota; Metazoa; Arthropoda; Arachnida; Araneae; Uloboridae. The transcript has 21 exons. The coding region runs from base 192 to 7472 and encodes 2426 amino acids. Gene Ontology annotation, cellular component: Golgi apparatus. The record is from RefSeq and is a predicted model, not a curated record.
AAUCAACAAACGACGAUCCAAUGUUAUUCCGAUUCAGCAGUGUCGUGUCAAUUUAUGUUAUUGUUAUUGUUUGUUAACGCAAAAACAAUAAUUUUAAUUUGAUGGAAAUUCAUCUCAACGUCUUCUUGUAUGAAUGAAACAAUUUUUGAUUCAUUUUAGAUAUAUGGUCUUAAAAGUGCAAAUGAAAUAAAAUGUGGAACAAGAUUUCUCAAGCUGCUGGUCUAUCUGCUCCUGAUGCAGAAACUGAAAGUGCAGAGGAAGAAAAUGUUGCUAGUGAGGAGCAUGAGCAACUUCAACAGCAGCAACUCAUGGUUAAACAACUCAAAGACUUAUUACGAGAAAAUGAGAAACGUUUUCAGGAUAAGGAAAAGGAAUUACAGGAUAUUGCUAAUAAGUUCCAGAAAUUCAAAUUGCAGUCAAAGGCAAAGAUUUCACAUUUAACAAAUCAACUCAAAGAGAAUGAAAAGUCAGCAAAAAAAGAAGACUGUGAUUUUGAUGACACAUCUAGUUCUGAUUCUUCUGAGCAAAGUCAGCGUGGAAAACUUCUUUUUUUGAAAAAACAAUUGGGGCAAGUUAAGCAGCAACUAGAAAAAAAAGAUGAAGAGCUGAAGAAAAUUACAGAAAGUUUUGAAACUCGAGUGUUUGAUUUGGAAACCCAGCUGAAUGAAAAAAAUAUUUUAAUUUCCUCACUUGCUGACAAAAAUAUAGCUGAUAAAGAGCAAGAAAAUGUUGAUAAAUCUCCUAAAAGAGAGUCAAAUGUUCAAGAAAUGUAUGCACAAAUUGUGUAUAAGGAUUCAAAAAUACUGGAACUUAAUAAUCAAAUUUUAGAGCAUGAAAAACAAAUAAUGGAUUUGCAAGAGCAUAUUAAAGAAAAAGAUGAAGUUUUGCAACAACGAAAUCGAGCUGUUCAGUUGAUGGCUGAAGACCUAAGCAGGAAAGGUCAAACCGUUGUUAGUGAAUUAGAUGAAACCCGUGAUCAGAUGAAAAUAAUGCAAGAAAAUUUUGCUUCAACAGAGCUGGAAUGGAGAAAUGAAUUAGAAAAGCAAAAGUCACGCAUAGUAGAACUGGAAAAGGAAAUGUUAGAACAAAAUAAGAAACUAAAAAAUACUGAAUUAUCAGCCAAAAACUUGGAAUCUGCUCGAUAUGAACUCAGUGUAAAAAAUGCUGAGCUUCAAAAGAAAAUAGUUGUUGUUCAAGAGAGUGCAGCAAAGCAGUGCGAAAUGUACAACAAAGAAAUAGAAGGAGAGUUGGAGAAUUUGAAAAAAAGUCUUGAAGCAGAGAAGAAACAUUCUGCUGAUCUUCAAGUGUCUUUAGAUGAAUUCAAUACUCAGUCAGAAAAUAAAGUAUUAAAGGCCAGGGUUAAGGAAAGAACUAAGUUCAAAGCUUUAGAAAGAGAACUCAAUGCUUUGAAAAAGAGUAAUGAAGAAAAACCGAAAGAAAUCCUUGAGCUGCAGCAGCAUAUUGCUGAAUUGGAGGAAGAUAAGGGAUCGCUUCAGCUGAAGAUAAUGGAUUAUGAAGAACAGAUCAUUCUUUUAGAUAAAAUAAAGGAUGACAAUGAAAAACUAAGUUCUGAUCUUAAGGAAGCUUUGAACAAAGUAGAGCAAUAUACAAAACAAAUAACUGAGUUAGAAGCUGAUAAUGAUGCUUGGAAAAAGAAAUUCCAGUCAUUAGAAGAAAAUACGAACCUUCUUCAAGAACAUCUCAGCAGAUUAUCUGAAGAAAAACACAAUCUAGAACGAAAAGUAAUGGAGAAGAAGCAGCUUGAAAGAGAUUAUGCUAUUCUGAAAUCGUCUCAUAGUGAAUUUGAGAAUAUGUAUAAUGAAACAGUGAUGACACUGAAUGAACUAAGAGAUAUUAAAGUUUCUUUUGAAUUGAAGAACAUUGAAUUGGAAGAAAUGAGAGAAAGUGAUGAAAAAAUUAGAAGAGAGCUAGAGCUUCAAAUUCAUCAACUGCAAGACAUGCUCAACAAUGAAAGUAAACCUGACAUUCAGAUGCAAAAAGAAUAUUUAGAACUGAAAGACCUGUUACAAACUGUGACUCAGAGUUUAAGUUUUUCUGAAAACCAAAUAAAACAGCUCAGUGAAGAGGUAGAAGUUUUAAAAAGUGAGCUUAAUAAGAAAGAGCUUGAAGUAAAUAGUUGUGUCAAAGAACUUGAAGAAAAGAAUAAUUUACUUUUAUCUAAAGAAGAAAUAGUGGGUAACCUGAUGUCCGAAGUAGAAAAACUGGCAGAUAAUGUAAAAUCUCAGACUCAACACUUAUCGGAAUUAAACGAAAUAAUUGUCUUGAGAGAUACUGAAAUUUCUAAUCUCAAAUCUGAGUUACAAGAAAAAACUUCUUCAGAAUUGCUGUUAGGGGAACAAAUUAAUCAGUUUGAGGAAAGAAUUCAACAUUUUAAGUCUUCAAAUUCUGAAAUGGAAAACUCUUUUCAAGAAUUCAACUCUCAGAUUAUUGCAUUGCAGCAAAGUAUUUCUAGAAAAGAUUUAUAUAUAUCUGAGCUUGAAUCUUCAUUACAAAGUAGAACUGUUGAUUUAGAUGCUCUUAAUCAACAGCUUGAUGACUUGCAUAGAACUGCUUUGGAUUUUGAUCGUUUAAAAGUAGAACAAGAAAAAGUUGUCAAUCAGUUGAAGCUUCAGAAACAACAUAAUGAAGAGCUUCAACACCAAAUUUUAGAAAAAGACAAUUUUGUUACAAAACUUCAGUCUGAGUUAGAAGAUAAAUCUUCUUCUGUGUCUUCCUUGACUCUGACUACUCAAAAGCAGUCAGAAAAGUUGGAACAGUUAUUGAAGCAUCAAGAGGGUCUCACUGAGGAAUUGUUAUCAUUGAAAGCUAAGUCUGUAGAACUGACUGACAUGAAUUCUGAGAAAGAUGAUUACAUCUUAAAGCUGCAAUCAGAAUUGCAAGGUAAAAUUGCUACUGAGAUUUCUUUAACGCAAACUGUCCAGCAACAGCUGGACAACCUGACACAGUCUCUGAAGCAACAGGAAAGUUUAAGUAACGAGUUGGAGCGAUUGAAAAAUGAUCAGAUUGCUGAAACUGAAAAAGUAAAAUCUAAGAUGGUUUCAUUACUUGAACAAAUUGAAGAUUUAGAAAGUGAACUGUCUCGCAUUCAAGUUGACUUAGAUUCUAAAGAAAAAGAUUUGAUAGCAGCUAGAAGUGAAAUAGCUCAACUACAAAACGAAAAAACUGACCUAUCUAGAACUUUCAAAGAAACUGAAGAUCUAUUGAGAAAGAAAUCUGAUUUGGCAGAUAAAUGGGAGCUCGAAUAUAAAAACAGCCAAGAUGAAGUGGACAUAGUUAAAAAAGAGAAUGACCAAUUAAAAUGUGAUUUAAGUGAAAGGGUUGUUGAGCUAUCAUCAUUGAAUCAGACUAUUUCUGAAACUAAAAAAUGUUUAGUGGAAAAAAGUGAUGAAGUGGCAAAUCUGACUGCAGAGUUUGAAAUUAUAAAAACUGAUGCUCUUAACAAAGAAAAAACCAUCAAGAAACUUGAAGAACAAAAUGUUAUUCUAAAACAAGAAGUAAAGCAUUCUAAUUUGUCUUUAUCAGAAAAAGAAGAAAUUUACAAAAAGAAUAUGGAAGAAAAGCUGAAAUUCGAAGCAAAUUUCCUUCAAUUAACUGAAGAAUGCGAGUUGAAAGAUCUGACUUUGAAAUCCAAAUUGGAAGAGUGUGAACUGCUGAAUUCAAAAAUUGAUGUGUUGACAAAAUCCAUUGAAGUAAGUGAAAAUUCUGCACAAAACCUUUCAGUUGAAUUGGAACACAGUCAGAAAGAAUUUUUAAAGUUAAAAACACUUUCAGAAGAACAGCUGUUGGAUAUUCAGAAAAAGGAAACAGAAAUGCUUGAAAUGCAAAAGGUUAUUCAUGAAUUAGAAAACGAAAUUAUUGUGCAAAAGGAGAAGUUAAAUAAUUAUGUGUCAACUCAUGAAAAGCAAUUAACUUAUUCUAACGAACUUUCAAAUAAACUGUGCUUGGUUGAAAGUGAUUUAAAGCAGCGUGAUUUGGAAAAAGAGCAAUUAGAGCAAGAAUAUAUUUGUUUACAAAAAACUUUUGAUGAUGAGACAAAUAUGAAGAAAGAACUUGAAUGCCAAAUACUGAAUUAUAAAGUCGAAAUUGAAAAAAUAUCAGAGGAAAGAAAUCACUUAGAACAGAAAAAUGCAAUGUAUUCUGAUCAAAUAUCAUCUUUCAUUGCUGAAAUUGAAAAAUAUAAACAGCAAGAGGCUGAUUCUAAUAAUAGCAUUUUAUGUUUGAAUAAAUUAAAUGCCGAACUUACUGAAAAGUGCAAUACUUUCGAGUUGGCUGCCAAAGAAUUUGAAAAUCAGUGUAAAGGACUUAUGGAACAAAUUAAUGUCUUGAACCAGAAGUGCCACCAAUAUGAAAAAUCAAUAUUAGAAGAAAAUGAGAAAGCUUUGCAAGAACUGCAAGUGUAUAAAACCCUUUCAGACGAGCAGUCGUUGACUAUUCAGAAAAAGGAAGAAGAUAUGGUUGAAAAGCAAAAUCUUGUUCAUCAAUUAGAAAAAGAAAUUAUUGUGCAAAAGGAAAAGUUAAAUAACUAUGUAUUAACUAAAAAGAAUAUGCUUUUUGCUUCUGUUAAGGAGCUGGAGACAAAAUUGAGCAAUUGCGUAGAAGAAAAUGAAAAAUUAAAAUGCAACAAUAUUCAGUUGCAAGAUGUAAUAAAAGAGAAAAAGCUAAAACGAUACCAGAAUGAAACUGCAGAAUCACAUGUCCUUGAAUCAUCUCAUAAUGUCAGUAAUGGACUUCAAGUUGAGAUUGACAACUUGCGCAAGGAGUUGCAAUUGAUUGAAGAGCAGAAGAGUUCUUUACUUCAGCAUUUAGAAAAUUCUAAUUCACAGUUGCAGUUAUGUGUCAAUGAAAAGAUUGCACUAGAAGCAGUAGUGGAGCAGAUGAGGAAGAAGUUUGAUGAUUUGAUAGAAACAAAUAAAAACUUGUCAAACUCAUUUGAGGAGACACAACUUGUAUUAAAAGCUAAAGAAGAAAGUGUUAAUAUUUUAGAGAACAAAUUGCAAGUGAGUACAAGGGCAUUUGAAGAAUUGUGUGAGGAGUUAGAAAGGCUGAAAAGUCUUCAAACUGACUCGCAGGUUCGAGAGUCACAAAAAAUUACUGCUUUGGAGCGAAGUGUUACAUCUUUAAAAUGUACAAUAACUGAUUUGUGGUCCACCUUCUCACAAAUUGAUUCUAUUAGGGAUUUUGAUUUCAAUUUAGCAAAUCUGCCCCCAGAGUUUGAUAAGGAUAGUCUAAAAAUAAUAACCAGUUUUUGUUCAGAAAUAAUGAGGCUAAAAAGUUUACAUGAUGAGGAAAGAGAGAAAUUUCAAGCUUAUGCAGAUGAAUGUGAUAUUAAAAAUAACGAGCUUAAUGAAGAACUUCAGCUUUUGCAAAGCAAGUUGAAAAAUUAUGAAACUGUUGGGCAUAGUGAUGAAAAGUCUGAAGAAAUACAAAUGAAAAAGGAUGUUAUUUUACCUGUUGGUGUAAGCCAAAAAUUGGACAAAGAAUUGCUACUUCAACAAAAUCUAGAUUCUAUGCCUGUACUUCCUGAUUAUCAAAAAGAAAAUGAAUCUUUAAAAGAGGAAAUACACUCUCUGAAGCUGAAAAGUGCUAAAAUGUUGACAAAGUUGAAACUUUUUAGAGAUAAAACAGAUAAAUUAUCUGAUGAUCUGAAGUCAGCAAAAGAUUCAAAUGAAGAAAUUAGGCAUUUGUAUAAUAAAUCAAUCAAAAAUGAAAAAGAUUUGCAAUCUGUGAUAUCUUUGCUGAAAGGUGAAAAUGAAAUGCUCUUGAGUAAACUGCAAGCCAUGGAAGCGAAACAACUUCAGAUGGUUGAUAAAUCAAAUGAUAUUGUCUCCCAGCUGAAAGAGCGCAAUAUGUUGCUGGAUGAGGAAUGCAGCAAAUUGAGGAAAGAAUUGCAAGAUUACAGGUACACAUGGGAGCAGUGUAGUAUUUCAUAUGAGCUUCAGAAAGAAGAUAAUGAACGGUUAAGAACUAAACUAGCUCAAGCAGCAGAGGAAGUCGAACUCUUCAAAUCGAAAGCAUCAGAGUUAAAUUUGCAGCUGGUGCAGUUAGAAAAGGAAAACAUACAUCUCAGACAAGAAACUCAGAAUUUGCAAGAACAUACAAAGAUGCUCUUAUCAGACAAUGAUACUUAUCAAGGCUUAACUGAAAGGUUAACUGCUGCAAAGAGUGGGCUGGAACAGAAAAUAAUUGAUAUGAAAGAAAAGUUUGUAGCAGAAAAAGCAGAAUUGGAGAAAAAAUUAGAUCUUAAAAAAAGUGAAGUCGCUGAAACAGGCAUUGAAUUGAGGGGUCUUGAUGAACUUGAAAGCGAAAAUACUUCUCUUAAAAAUUUGUGCGAGGAAUUGAAAUCUGAUCGACAAUUAAUUCAGAGAGAGCGAGAUACGUAUUUAAAAAAUAAGAAUUUGCUGGAGAAGGAAAAAUUGUAUUUGCAACAGCAAUUGCUAGAAAAAGUUGAUGAAAUUGACAGAAUAAAUUGUCAGUUACAAGAGGCUAUGAGCAAUAGAUCUCAAUCAAAUGUGCAAUCAGUAAUGGAUGCAUCUCUGUCUGGAACUGAUUUGAUUGAGCAGUAUGAAGAAAAAGUCAAUGACCUUAAAGAGGAAAAUCGAAGCUUGAAAUCAAAACUUAAUUCACUUACUCAAGAACUGAACUUAACUAAUAAGAAGUUUGAGUUUUUGCAAAAUGACAUUCAAAACAAAGAAAGCGUGUAUAGGGAUCAAAUAUCAAUUGCAGAAAAACAACUGGUUGCUUCACAGCAAAGUAGUUCAAGUUUUGACACUAAAAUGCAGGUUCCCAGCAAUGAUGCAAACUUGCAGAAUGAGUUGCAGCAAGCAAUGAGCAGCUUACAUCGCCAAGGCCUAAGAUGUGAAGAGCUCAGUGUGGAAGUCAGCAGGCUUUUAGAAGAAAGAAAUAACUUACAGUGGAGGUUACAACAGUGUCAACAAAAUACUCUUCAGAAAUCACAUGAAAGUAACCUUCAGUCGUCUGAAUGCCUGACGAUAGAGGUCGAAUCUCCCUCUGGAACCAAUUUUGAAAUGAACCAACUAAGUCAUUCCAAUAUCAAGUUGCUUCAGGAGCGUAGAUUACAGCAAAGUGAGAAGACAUGUCAGGAGUUGCGUAGAGCAAAUGAAGCCUUAGACCAAGCACUCAUUCAUGAAAGAGACCAAAAGAGACAAAUCGAAGAAGAGCUUGGCUAUGCACAAGAGCAUUUAAACAUUGAAGCAAAAGCAUCAGAUGAGUAUCAAAUUUUACUUGGAGAUCUUGAUGAACCAGAGUUAUUUGCUGAAACAAACUUCUCUAUAAGUCGAAAUGUGAAAACACAUGCCUACAAAUUUCGAAGAUGGCUGAAUGGUCGAAAGAACUACCUGUACAGAACUAUUAAAGGCAGAAAAUAUCCACAGCUGAUAUAUUUAUUUUACAUAUUUUUUAUUCAUGUGUGGUUAUUAAUGUGCAUAUUUUAGAUAACAAAUUGUAACAUAAAAAUAAAUAUAUUUUCCUAGGGUAAAAGAUCGAUUUUGUAUUCUGUGAUAGAAUUAAUUUUUUGUUAUUGCUUUUAACUAAAAAUUCAGCAACUUGUAUUUUUAAUCUCUGCAUGUAAAUUUGCAUUUAUUUUUGUGUUGAUUAUGAAUGUAAUUUUUGUGAAAAAUAUUUUAAAUAUCUGUGCAUUUUAUUGCACUUUCAUUGCAUAUUGUUAAUGAAAGUGCGAAAGAUCAUAUUCAUACAUCUAAGAGCUAAAUUUUUCAGGCGAACAAAAUACUAUUUUUUUCUUUAUGAUUUGUUCCUAUAUUAUAUGUUUUUUUUUUUUUUUU